Messenger RNA from Aureobasidium namibiae CBS 147.97, 2061 nucleotides. RefSeq names its product molecular chaperone. Gene Ontology annotation, cellular component: Sec62/Sec63 complex. Gene Ontology annotation, biological process: post-translational protein targeting to endoplasmic reticulum membrane; SRP-dependent cotranslational protein targeting to membrane. NCBI's taxonomy places the organism in Eukaryota, Fungi, Ascomycota, Dothideomycetes, Dothideales, Saccotheciaceae. The transcript has 3 exons. Bases 1 to 2061 code for a protein of 686 amino acids. The record is from RefSeq and is a predicted model, not a curated record. Gene Ontology annotation, molecular function: RNA binding; transmembrane protein transporter activity.
AUGUCGACCGAAUACAACUAUGACGAGCAGGGCCAGUUCUUCCCUUUCUUCUUCGUCACAGUAGCUGGUCUGGUCACGCUACCAGUCACAUAUUCUCUACUCAAGCCUAGCAAAGACCUCGAGAACACAGCGACGCGAAUCGAAUCGUCCUACACGCCCGAACAUGCAGAUCUCAUCGAUGGACACAGGAGACGGCAAAAGAGGAGGGAGCGCAAGAUCAAGCGCAUGAUCGUCGCUGGUGUCGGAUGGACCACAAUCGCCCUCAUGGUCUACCUCAUGGCCGUAACACAGCGCAGCACACCCAAGAUCUGGGACCCCUAUGAGAUUCUGGGCGUGCCCAUGUCAUCCACCGAGAAGCAAAUCCAGAGCCGCUACCGCAGACUGUCAGUCACCAUGCACCCGGACAAGGCUGUGCCCGACCCUGCAAAGAACGAGACCUCCGAGACUGUCAACGAGCGCUGGGUUGAGGUCAUCAAGGCCUACAAGGCUCUCACGGACGAGGAUGUGCGCAGAAACUUUAUCGAAUAUGGAAACCCAGACGGCAAGCAGAGCACCAGCUUCGGUAUUGCUCUGCCCCAAUUCCUGAUCACCGAGGGCAAUGGAAAGUACAUUUUGCUCGUCUACGGCGCCUUGUUGGGAAUCCUGCUGCCAUACUUUGUCGGCAGCUGGUGGUACGGAUCGCAAAAGGUUACGCGCGAAAAGAUUUUGGUCAACAGCGCUGGCAACAUGUUCAAGGAGUUCUCCGAGCGCAUUGACGACCACGGUGUUGUCAACUUGCUCAGUUCGGGUGCCGAGUUUGAGGCUCUCCUUCACGGCCACAAGGCUGAUGCCGGAACUGGACAGCUCGAGAAGCGUCUGCUUCAGGAAGCUCGUGUUCUCACCGAAAAGGACCGUCGCUUCUUGCAGGACAUGGACGACACUGUGCGUCGUAAGACUCUUGCGCUGCUCUGGGCUUACCUUGCUCGUGUUGAGCUCAAUGACCAGACCCUGAACGACGAAAAGUACCAGCUCGCCCCUACCGCCCUUACCCUGAACGAGGCCUUUGUCUCUGUCUGUCUGGCCUAUGGCUUCACCAACCCCGUCCUUGCAUCCUACCGCACCUCGCAAAAUCUGAUCCAAGCUGUCGCUCCCGAAUCGCCUCCACUUCUGCAACUUCCCCACUUCGACGAGCAGACUGUCAAGGCCAUUGAGGAUCAACUCGACCAGCGCAGCCAUCUGACCAUCCAAGCCUUCAUGAACUUCCCCGACGCCCGUCGCCGUGAACUCGCCUCGUCUGCCGGCCUCUCGACACCUCAACUCGACACCGCCAUCAGCGUUGCCUCUCAACUCCCCCGCCUGGUCAUCGAACGCACCUUCUUCAAAGUCACCGGCGAAAAACACAUCAUCCCCAACUCGCUCGUCCAAUUCGUCGUCAAAGCCCGCUUCAUCCCCCCCGGCACCCGCAACAUCCCCGACGUCCACUCCUCGGACCUCGAAGACGUCGAUCCAGAUGAGACCGACACAAAAGCAAACGCCCGCCCUGACCCCGCCGAGCAAAAACAACAUCAACCCCCUCUCACUCACGCACCCCACUUCUCGCGCGACCACUCACCCCGCUGGCACUUGUUCCUCGCUGAUGCCCGUCAAGGCAAAGUGGCUGUUCCUCCGUUCACGUUCACCACCUUUGACAAGCCUAUUCUUGAUGAGGCUGGCAAACCUACCUUUGCUGUGCAAACACUGAAGAUGCAGUUUCAAGCUCCUCCGCAGCCUGCACACUAUAAAUUCCAGAUGCACCUUGCUUGCGACAGUUAUAUUGGGUUUGACGACAAGAGGGACGUGGUGCUUUCAGUCGAGGACCCGAGUAGCAUCGAAGAGGCUGAGUGGGAGGAUGAGGACAUCAGUGAGCCUGAGGAAGAUACUAUUGCAGGUCAAAUGGCCACUCUGCGCGGUAGUGCUACGAAGAAGGCUUCGAGCCCGAAGAUCAAGCAGGCCAAUGACGAUGACAGUGAAGAGAGUGGUACUGACGAGGAAGAGGAGACGGAGAGUGAGACGGAUACGGACACCGAUACCGAUGAAGAGUAG